Scutellospora calospora is the source of this 420-nucleotide messenger RNA. The record is from the annotation of a GenBank genome assembly. NCBI's taxonomy places the organism in Eukaryota, Fungi, Glomeromycota, Glomeromycetes, Diversisporales, Gigasporaceae.
AUGAGUAAGCAAAAAGAAGAAAAUAUUCAGUCUAACUUGGAAGACCCUCUUCUGAAGAAUAAAGAGAAAAACAAAGAAAUUUCUUCUAUGGAAAGUGAUAAAGAAAAUAAAACAUGUGAGAUAGAAAAAAACUUAGAAAACAAACAAAAACACGUAAAUACUAUACAUGACUUGUCAAACAAAACAAAUACAAAUAAAUCUAACAAGGAAUCAGAUGAUCAACAACCUGAUCAAGAAAAAAGCAACCCUACUAAAGACAAAGAAAUGAAAAUGGAAACAGAAUCUUUAAACACAGAUUCUGCAACUCUUGAACUUGAAGAAAACAUAUCUAAUACUGAUAAGGCAAAAACUACAUCUGUAUCAACUAAGAAGAAAAAAGGAAAUAAAAGAAAGCUCCAAGCUUCAAAUAAUGGAAACUAA